This is a messenger RNA of Oncorhynchus mykiss (rainbow trout), 5620 nucleotides long. RefSeq names its product CYFIP-related Rac1 interactor A. NCBI's taxonomy places the organism in Eukaryota, Metazoa, Chordata, Actinopteri, Salmoniformes, Salmonidae. Gene Ontology annotation, biological process: regulation of actin filament polymerization. Gene Ontology annotation, molecular function: small GTPase binding. The record is from RefSeq and is a predicted model, not a curated record.
UGUAUGGAAGACACGAUUUUUACUGCGUUAGAGGGAGGGGUACACUUGUUGUUGUACGAUUGAAAGUUGGGGGUGAAAGUGGCGCUAUCGGGGUGCAAAGACGUCGGAUCUCUCAUUCAAAAUAGGUAUUCGAAGAAAUCACCGAAACCAAGAAGAAGUGGAUGCUCUAGAAGGGAAGCAAAGUCCUCCUCCAGAAACGGUUUGCUGGAAUGGGUAAUCUUCUAAAAGUCCUUACAAGGGAAAUAGAGAACUAUCCACAUUUUUUCCUGGACUUUGAAAAAACCAAAUGGGGAAUCUGUUAAAAGUGCUCACUUGCACUGAACUUGAGCAAGGACCAAACUUUUUCCUUGACUUUGAAAAUGCACAGCCCACCGACUGUGAGAGAGAUGUAUGGAACCAGGUGAACGCGGUGCUCCAGGACUCUGAGAGCAUCCUCUCUGGCCUACAGGCCUACAAGGGAGCCGGACAGGAGAUACGAGAGGCCAUUCAGAACCCCAAUGACAUGAUCCUACAGGAGAGAGCCUGGAACUCAGUCUGUCCCUUAGUCAUACGACUCAAAAAGUUGUACAGCUUCUCGCUGAGACUAGAGAGGGCCCUUCAGAGCCUGCUGGAGUCCCUGACAUGCCCCCCGUACACCCCCACCCAGCACCUAGAGAAGGAGCAGGCUCUGGCCAAACAGUUUGCUGAGAUCCUUCACUUUACCCUGCGCUUUGACGAACUCAAGAUGAGAAUUCCUGCCAUCCAGAAUGACUUCAGUUAUUACAGAAGGACCAUCAGCCGAAACAGGAUAAACAACAUGAAUUUGGAUAUAGAGAGAGAGGUCAACAAUGAGAUGGCCAACAGAAUGUCACUGUUCUACGCCGAGGCAACGCCCAUGCUGAAAACCUUAAGCACAGCUACGACAAACUUCGUAACAGAGAACAAGACAUUACCCCUGGAGAACACCACUGACGUUCUCAGUACAAUGGCCAGUGUCUGUAAAGUCAUGCUGGAGACACCAGACUACACGUGCCGGUUCAACAGUGAGGACACGCUGCUGUUCUGUAUGAGAGUAAUGGUUGGAGUCAUCAUCCUGUACGACCACGUCCAUCCCAACGGAGCCUUCAACAAGUCCUCCAAGAUAGACAUGAAGGGAUGCAUAAAGGUCCUCAAAGAACAGCCAGCAGAUAAUGUUGAAGGUCUCCUGAACGCCCUUAAGUUCACCACCAAACACCUGCAUGACGAGUCCACUCCAAAAAACAUCCGCUCCAUGCUUCAGUAACGUUUUAAUAUGAAGAGGAUCAAUGUACUGACCUCAACGAAAGAUGUAUAUGUUUACAUAAUUUAAAAGACUGGAUGUUAAUACUUGUGUAUUUACAUAGUCAUUCCCUGUUACUGAAACGUAUAGAACGUGUACCUUUUUCUUCAAAAAAUGAAUUGCCUUUUACUGUUAUUAUGUUAACAUACCUUUCAGCCUUACAAACUGAGCUUGGCAAGUAGUAUUUGGAGAAACAAGCACUCUGGUUGGUUCCUGUGACUGAGCCAAGCACUCUGGUUGGUUCCUGUGAGUGAGCGGGCGAAUGAAAGGAGCUUCAUCUGUGGUUUGUGUCAACAAAAGAUGAAUUCCAAGUCAACUCCUAGCCUGGGGUGUAUUAAUUAGUCAGAUUCCGUUUGCAAAGGAAACCGUUUACUGCAGCAACUAAACGGAAACAAACCGAGCAGACGGAACCAAACUUGGAGGGACCUACCUGCACGUGUCCAAUAGAAACUCUUGUUUCUGUUGCAAAACGUUUUCCAAUUGAAAUAAACGUUUUCCGUUGUAAAACUUUUGCAAAGGAAUCCGACAUAAUGAAUACACCCCAUGUUCCAGAUCUGUUUGUCCUGUCUUCCCAACUCCUGUGGAUGGCACGGUGAAGAUUGUUCAACUCUACUCAAUCCUCUCCUAUCUACAAGAGUGCCUAGGAGGUAGGGGCUAGCUAGGGGCUGGUUUGGAAUUUAGAAAGGGAUACAUUGAGGGGAAAAAGUGAUGGCUUUCAUAUAACGUUUUUUCAGUAAGUUGGUGGACUUUGUGCCUUGUUGGCAAGAAAAUGACAAAGGCAGUACGUGCCAUAAGAAAUAAACAGAUCAACCAAAUGUUUAUUUUUUACCUGUAUGACAGGAGGAUUGGGACACAGUGUGAUUUUAGGGGAUUUUCUUGUCUGUAUUUGGGACGCUGUAUCUAACAGAAAUCUAUUGUUCAAAAAAGCAGCUUUUAAAUCAAAACUGUCAGGUUAUAUUUAAGUGACACGGAGUGGCAAAAACAAUUCCUUCCACUGCUUUUGUGAUCUCUACUCCUGUAGUAGGAUGGCGGUGAUGAUGAUGAACCUUCUAGUCAUUCUCCUUUAUACUGUAAGACCAGUCACUGUUGUCCCAUUCUCUACCCCUAUAGACCACCACAGUAUGAGUCAUAAUACCCAUAAAACCUAGCGGUCAAAUAAGGAAAUGGUUCCAAUUGUUUUUCUACCAUUCAUUUUUCCUAUAGGGGAUUUUUAGAAACACUUAAAAUAAGGGCUGUCUUUUAUAUAGGCUAACCCUGGUGUGAGGUUUAGAUAAAUGUUACAUUUCUCUAGGACACAGUGACUUAUCAAUAUAUUCGCCUCUAUUUAAUCCCCCCAAAUGUAGUGCUAAUCAGUUGCUCAUAAAGAACUACAAAUGCCAUGAUGAGCUGGACUAGACUGCCAAAUUGAGGCAAAGGUAGUUAAUCCAGAGAUUCUUAUCUGUUAGCUAAAUUUAUUUAAUAAAUAAAAUUGGCUACAUUUCUUUAAAUUGACAAUUCUGUGAACUCUCUUUUGAACGUUUUAAAUUGACCGGUGGUGUACAAAUACUUUAAAGUACUACUUAAGUAGUUUUUGGGGUAUCUGUACUUUUACUUUUUAUAUUUUUGACAACUUUUAAUUUGACUCCACUGCUUUUCUAAAGAAAAUAAUGUACUUUUUACUCCAUACAUUUUCCCUGACACCCAAAAGUACUCAUUACACUUUGAAUGCUUAGCAGGAUAGAACAUUUGUCCAAUUCACACACUUAUCAAGAAAACAUCCCAGGUCAUCCCUGCUGCCUCUGAUCUGGCAGACUCACUAAACACGAAUAGUUUGUUUGGAAAUGAUGUCUACGUUUGGAGAGUGCCCCUGGCUGUCCGUUAAAAACGAUAUAUAGAAUUGUGCCGUCUGGUUUACUUAAUAUAAGGAAUUUGAAAUGAUUUGUACUUUGAUACUUAAGUAUAUUUAAAACCGAAUACUUUUAGACUUUUCCUUACGUAUUUUACUGGGUGACUCACCUUUUUAAUUUUCUAUUAAGGUAUCUAUACUUUUACCCAAGUAUGACUAUUGGGUACUUUUUCCACAAUACCUCUUAGCAAAGGUGUCAGCUAGAGAUGACGUGCAGGAGUAGGUAGGGAUUUGUGGUCUUGUAUGUCGUCUAUUUUGAUGCUAAUUAGCAUUUUAUAAUCUGAGAGUAAAUAGAGCUGACUAUAUUGAUAAAAGUCACCUUGUCUGAGAGAGAUUUUCACGGUUAUCAAAAUGCCACACCAGAGUAAGCCUUGACGAAAGACAGCUCUUAUUUGAACUGUUUCUAAUAUCCCCUAUGGGAAAAAUGAAUGGUGGGAAAACGAUUGGAACCAUUUCCUUGUUUAGCCUCUAGGUUCUAUGGAUGUUAUGACACCUACGCUGUGGGACUCUAUACCUGAAGUGUACACUCGUUUCCUCCCCCAUUGUUUUGGUGUAUUGAGUACAGGGAGUUCUCACACCUGUCCAUUCCAUGAAGGGGUGUGAAUCUUUACACACUUUGAGAAGUAAGGUUGGGAAUUGGACUGCGGUGAAAAAUAAAUCCCUGAAAAUGUAUCAUUUCAGUAUACAAAGUGCCAUUCUGAAGAAUAAAGCCUUGUCUCUAUUUUUAUUUUUUUACUUUCAUCCAAAAUACAAAGAUAUUUGUGUCACCUGAUUUUGUUUGGAUUGACUCUGAUUUAAAUCUGGAGUCUUGAUUCGACAUUAGAUGAAAUAUAUAUCAGAUUGUUGUUAAACCUGUGUAACUUCUGUUUUCUUUUGAGCUGUUCUUUGUGUAGACCAUUGUUUCAUGCUAAUGAACGUUGACCAAAGGGGCAUUAUAGGACUAUUCUCUAAACUCAUUCAGCUUGUAUACAAUGGCGUAUGUAUGUAUAUUUGACAUGGUUCAGUGGUCAAUUGAAUUAAUAUAAUAUUAACUGGAGAACAAGAUUGGAAAGUUGUGUACAAAACGGCAGGAUUGUGAGUUGAGUCUGUAAUGAAAAUACAUGGUGUUCUAUGAAUUGGAGAAACCGUUGUUUGGUGAUCUGACUUAACAUAUAGGUCAGACAAUCGCAUGUUAGGAUUAAUGACUUGUAGAAAUCCUGUGGUGUGCUGCGGACUCGCUCCUGUCUGUCCAGACGAACGUGGAAUUUAAGAUGGCCUAGCUUUUUGGGUUACCGUACCACCGACUGCUCUGUCCGGACGACCACUAAAGUACUCCCUCAUGUGCAUUUACCAGUAAGCCUAUGGUGUAAUGGGUCUUCUCAAGUACCCCCAUGGGUCCUAGUACCCCUGGUUGGGAACCAAUAGGCCAUUGUCAUGUUGAGCAGCAUCCAAACAAUUAGCCUGCUCCUGCCAAUUCCAUUUCUGCGUUUACAUAGGGAGCCCAAUUCUGAUCUUUUGCCCAAGUAUUGUCAAAGGAUCUGAUCUGAUUGAUCAAAGAUUCAAUUAGUGAAAAAAAGAUCAGAAUAAGUCUGCCUGUCUGAACGCAGCCAAUGAGUGACAGGGAGUUGGCAUGAUGUGACAAACAGACUGACUACUAGAUACUAGCUAAGCUUCUACAAAUGUAUCCUGUUAACAUUUUUCCUUAUCAGAGAAAGACAACCCUAGGACCAUUUUUAAAAUGGGCUUUUUCACUAGACUAAAGUAGCUUGUGCCUUGACUUGUCGCUAAGUCAGCAAUAUAGACACCAACCUCAGAUAAUUAUGAAUUAAAUAUAUUUAAUUAGACAGUAAAUAGGAUUUACAGUGCUAAUGUGAAAUGAGAUUUUGAAAUCCAUGCCAAAUCAAAAUACCUAGCUAUAUAUUACGGUAUCUAUUUUGAUACUUCAUACACACUCUCCAUCUGUGUACUCAUCGUAAUAUAAAAUACUAGAAACUAACAUUUGUUAAACGACCAUAAAAUGUCCACAGUGGAUUUUAACAUUCAUGUUAAUUGUUUAUUUUCUAUAGUUUCUGGUAAUACAUAAUACAGUGACAAUUUAGACAUACUUUUUGUGUGAAGGACAAUUUGUAUAUGCAAUGAAUGAAAACUGUACAUGGACAAGACAUUCAGCUAAAUGUACAGUAUGAUAUUGAUACAAUUACUGAGGUUUAAUUCCAAAACCAAUUUCUGUCAAACCUCUGUCAGUAUUGAACUCCAAAAUGCCUUUUUCAGCCCAAUAUAUGCUAGUCUGAUUACUGUGUGUUGAAUGCAGCUGUAUUUAAUAUAAAGAAGGGGGGAAAGUUAACUGACAACUGUUUCAUAGUUUGGAACACUGGUUCAAUGUUUCUAAAUGGCUUUAGCUUUAUAAUACAUAUUGAAUGGGUGUGUGAACUGAAAAUAAAACUGGUACAUUUCCUGCA